AUGUCGGACCUUAUAAGACAACGUCCGGUAUUUGUUGCAUUUAUCACCGCGGGAUACCCUGAGCCAGAAGAUUGUGUCGAAAUUCUGCUUGGACUUGAGGAAGGGGGUGCCGAUAUAAUAGAACUCGGAAUACCCUUCACCGAUCCUUUGGCUGACGGACCAGUUAUUCAAGAAUCCAGCAAUGUAGCUCUUGAACAUAAAGUCGACAUUCCACAAUGUUUGUCAUUUGUUUCUCAAGCACGAGCCCGUGGUCUCAAGGCACCUGUAAUCUUUAUGGGUUAUUACAAUCCAAUUCUGAGUUAUGGAGAAGAAAAAAUAGUAGAAGAUUGUAAAAAAGUCGGAAUUAAUGGUUUUAUUGUAGUUGACUUGCCACCAGAAGAGUGUGAUAAUUUACGAGAAAUUUGCACGCGUUAUGGCCUAAGUUAUAUACCUCUUAUGGCUCCUUCAACAACCGACUCUCGCAUUAAGCACCUUGCACAUUUUUCCGAUUCAUUCAUCUAUGUCGUAUCAAGGUUGGGAACAACUGGUUUUCGCGAUCAUGUUGAUAAGGGGUUGCCAAAUCUUAUUUCCAGAAUCCGUAAAUACACUGACUUACCUCUUGCAGUUGGAUUUGGAGUUACAACUAGAGAACAUUUCAAAAGUGUUGCAUUACACGCUGAAGGCGUAGUAAUCGGCAGUAAAAUUAUAAAUGUUCUGAAGGAAGCUGAAAAAGGAAAACGUGCUGAAUUAGUAAAAUCUUAUGUGUCUCAAGUAUGUGGCUUAUCAGAGAGGAACCAACUAGAAAAUAAAUUUGAUAAUGAAAAUGCGAACAAAAGUCCAACCAUUCAAAGUAAUGAAAGUAAUCUCGGAAUCUCAAAUGAAGAUGAAAGUAUGCAACCUAUUAUAUCUGCUCGAUUUGGAGAAUUUGGGGGACAAUAUAUUCCAGAAGCUUUAUUCGAUUGUAUACAAGAGCUUGAAAAGGCAUUUGUUUUAGCCAAAGAUGACCCUAAAUUUUGGGAAGAAUUUCGUUCAUAUUAUGAUUAUAUGGGACGAGAAUCACAACUUCAAUUCGCUAAUAGAUUAACAGAACAUGUUGGUGGUGCAAAGAUUUGGUUAAAACGAGAAGAUUUAAAUCAUACAGGUUCACAUAAAAUCAAUAAUGCGAUUGGACAAGCUCUUCUUGCCAAACGUAUUGGAAAAAAGAGAAUAAUUGCAGAAACUGGCGCUGGUCAACAUGGUGUAGCAACAGCAACAGUUUGUGCAAAAUUUGGUUUUGAAUGUGUAAUUUAUAUGGGCAGUGAAGAUGUUCGAAGACAAGCUUUAAAUGUAUUUAGAAUGAGAUUAUUAGGUGCUAAAGUGGUCUCGGUAAAUUCAGGUAGCAAGACAUUAAAAGAUGCUAUUAAUGAAGCUAUGAGAGAUUGGGUAACAAAUGUAAGCGAUACACAUUACCUUGUUGGUUCGGCGAUAGGGCCUCAUCCAUUUCCUACGCUUGUGAGAGAAUUUCAAUCUGUAAUAGGAAAAGAGGCCAGAAAGCAAAUGUUACAGAAAGCUGGUAAAUUGCCCGACGUUGUGAUUGCCUGUGUUGGAGGUGGCAGUAAUGCUAUAGGAACAUUUUAUCCGUUUAUAAACGAUCAAAAUGUUAAAUUCAUUGGUGUUGAAGCUGGUGGUGAUGGUAUAGAUACGGAAUUUCAUUCCGCAACCUUAUCUGCGGGUACACCGGGCGUGCUACACGGAACUCGAACAUAUUUAUUACAAGAUGAUAAGGGUCAGAUUAAAUCAACACACAGUAUUAGUGCCGGUCUAGAUUAUCCAGGUGUCGGACCAGAACAUGCAUGGCUAAAAAAUAUUGGCAGAGCUGAAUAUUCUGCUGUUACCGAUAAGGAAGCUUUAAUUGGUUUUAGAAAGUUGUCAGAAUUAGAGGGUAUAAUUCCAGCACUUGAAACAAGUCACGCGAUUUAUCAAGCACUUAUAGUCGCUCCAAAAAUGCGUAAGGACCAAGAUAUCCUAAUAUGUCUUAGCGGUCGCGGAGAUAAAGAUGUUCAAACUGUCGCUGAAUUUUUACCAAAAUAUGGACCCUCAAUUGGAUGGGAUUUACGAUUUUGA
Messenger RNA from Diversispora eburnea, 2082 nucleotides. Lineage: Eukaryota; Fungi; Glomeromycota; Glomeromycetes; Diversisporales; Diversisporaceae. The record is from the annotation of a GenBank genome assembly.